AUGGUGCAGGGCACCAGCGCUGCGCGCGCGUUCAGCGUCAUGCAGGAGCUACAGCAGUUGCGGGACAAGGUCGGCGGUCUGUCCGAGAAGAAUCGCCAAUUGGCCAAGGCGCUGACUGCAACCAAGCAGGAACUUACGAGAGCCCGAGCAGCGCAGACCGCUGUGUUCUCAAGCAAAGUUGUCGAGUGGAUGGAUGCCCGACACAAGCCUGUCGAAGAUACCGGUACGACUGAAAAUGCUGCUUCUGCACCGAGACGGCUGCGUCGACGAGAUGCUAGCGUCUCGUAUGUCGAACCAAAGUUGAAUACGAAGCUCCGGCGGGGAGACUACUACGGCUUAGGCAAGCGGACAGGCCAGCAGCGCAAGACCCACCACCCCCGAACGUCGCCACGUCGCGUGAUUUCUGAACCUCGCCGCGCCACGUCGGCGUUUGUGCCCGCGCCGUUCGCGCAGCAACGCAGCCCGUUCCGCAGACGCACCAUGAGGCCCGUCCAGCGUGUCUCGUACGCCGAGCCCAAGCUCAACACGAAGCUCCGACAGCAAGGAGGCAACAUGGGCUGCGUCAAUUCCAAGCCGGACCAGGAUGUCGUGAACGGGAGCGCGCAGGUGGACGCCAACGGCGAGAACAACGCCACGGCUAACGGCAAGCCCGCGCCGGCGGCCACGAACCCCAACAGCUUCGAGGAGCAGUACUCGCUGGGCAAGGUCAUCGGCUCGGGCACCUUCUCGGUCGUGCGCAUUGCCAUCCACAAGCCCACGGGCCAGCGCUACGCCAUCAAGUGCAUCAAGCGCGAGGGCCUUGUGGCGGAGGACAUUGAGGCGUUGACAACCGAAGUCGCUAUUCUCAAGCAGAUGAACCACCCGAACAUUAUGAUUCUGCACGACUUCUUCGUCGAGGAGAAGUUCUACUACUUGGUGACGGAGUACAUGGAGGGCGGCGAGCUCUUUGACCGAAUCGUCGAGAAGUCGUACUACAACGAGAGGGAAGCUCGCGACCUGGUGAAGCUGCUUCUUGAGGCCAUCAAGUACUGCCACGACGCCAACAUCGUGCACCGUGACCUGAAGCCCGAGAACCUGCUGCUGACCAGCAAGGACGACGACGCGUCCAUCAAGCUGGCAGACUUUGGUUUCGCAAAGAGGAUCGAGUUCGACAGCGAGGGCCUCGUCACAGCCUGCGGCACCCCCGGCUACGUCGCUCCGGAGAUCCUGGAGGGCAAGCCGUACGGCAAGGCCGUGGACAUCUGGAGUAUCGGUGUCAUCACGUACAUCCUGCUGUGCGGUUACCCUCCGUUCCACGACGACAACCACAACGCGCUGUUCAAGAAGAUCAAGAAGGGCAAGUUCCAGUUCGACUCGCCGUACUGGGACCACGUCUCGGACGACGCCAAGGACCUCAUCUCGCACAUGCUCAUCGUGGACCCGGAGAAGCGGGCGACGGUGGACCAGCUGCUGUCUCACCGCUGGGUCACGGGCACGGAGCUGGCCACGGUGCAGCUCACGAGCGCGCUGGAGGAGCUGCGUCGCUUCAACGCGCGCCGCAAGUUCAAGGCCGCCGUCAGCACCGUGUCCACGACCGUGGGCUUCAGCAAGAAGUACAGCAAGUCGUACAGCCAGCCGCAGUCGGACGAGGCCGCCGACCCCGACCUCGACAACGUGCCCGAGGUCUCGCCCGAGACGCUGGACCUGGACCUGGACGGCAACAAGGCCGACUAA
Molecule: messenger RNA, 1713 nt
Organism: Phytophthora sojae
Lineage: Eukaryota; Oomycota; Peronosporomycetes; Peronosporales; Peronosporaceae
Exons: 12
Coding region: 1-1713 (570 amino acids)
Biological process (GO): protein phosphorylation; meiotic chromosome segregation; glycogen biosynthetic process
Cellular component (GO): phosphorylase kinase complex; nucleus; chromosome, centromeric region
Molecular function (GO): ATP binding; calmodulin binding; phosphorylase kinase activity
Source: RefSeq, a predicted model, not a curated record